CUCAGGAGGCCGUUUGGCCUACGAAUGAGUCAAGAUAUCUUGCAAUUCAAGAUUGAUGAGACGUAUCGUGAUUGCCAGGGAGUUAUUGGCAUUGCAGAUGACGUCGCAGUCUAUGGAAAGAACGAUCAAGAGCAUGACUUACACUUACACGAAACCAUGGAACGUACCAGAAAGGCUGGUAUCUAGCUCAUUGACGAGAAGUGCGUUAUCAAAACAAAGGAAUGCAAUUUCUUUGGUAUGCUUUACACACCAGACGGCGUCAAGCCCCGCCCAGAUAAAGUCAGAGCCAUAGAAAAUUUAGAACCACCCAAAGGCAAGAAGGAGCUUCACACCUUUUUGGGGAUGGCAACUUACAUGAGCUCAUUCUUCCCCAAUCUAGCUGACCACACUGCCCCCUUAAGAAACCUCUUAAAGGAGAACGUUGACUUUGUAUGGAAUCCAUCACAUUCGAAAGCCUUUGAGAAGGUGAAGUCAUUGAUAUGUACCACAACGACCCUGGCGUACUAUGACAGAAAUGAACCAGUUGUCCUGCACGUUGACGCAUCAAUUAAGGGCUUGGGCGCAGUUCUCUUCAAAAACAAUAAGCCAAUAGCCUUUGCAUCGAAAGCACUUACCCCUGCGGAGACCAGAUAUGCUAAUAUCGAAGGGGUACUAUUAGCCGUGGUCUAUGGCUGCGAAAAAUUCCGUUCGUACCUCUAUGGAAGAUCGUUUGUAGUUAAAACAGGCCAUCGCCCCCUAGAACAGAUCCAUAAAAAGAACCUGAUGCGAGCACCUCUACGCUUUCAAAGAAUGUUGUUGCGUCUACAACCCUACGAAGAGAAAUGGUUACAGCCGACGCCCUGUCACGCCUUUCACCGUUGAAUGAAUUUGAAGUAUCAGACAUGAAUGUGAAACUUCACAGCCUAAUCAGAAUCACCCCAGCUAAAAUGGAAGAGUUUAAAGAGGAAACUGCAAAAGAUGAAACCCUGCAGCUUCUAUCCCGUCAGGUUAUACAAGGUUGGCCCGAUGGUGGGAAGAAAAUUGUUCCGGCGCUAAACCCGUACUGGCGCUUACGAGGUGCCAUAUCAGUAGAAGAUGGGUUGAUACUUCUUGGAAGCCGUGUUAUUGUACCUGAAUCCUUGAGAGGCAACAUCUUGCAGCAAAUCCACGGAGGGCACUUUGGUAUAGAAAAAUGCAAACUACGAGCGAAAUCCUGUGUUUAGCGGCCAAGCGUAUACAGAGAAAUAGAAAACCUUGUAAAUUCAUGUUGCGUUUGCCAGAGGUACCACAAUUCUCAAUAGAAGGAGCCUAUGAUACCAUCAGAGAUCCCUUCAAGACCGUGGCAAACAUUGAGCGCAGACCUGUUCUACGUCCAACUGUCGUGGUUCCUCAUAGUUGUCGACUACUACUCCAAGUUCCCAUUUUUCGAGAAGCUUCACAACCUCACAACCGGAGCCGUUGUUAAUGAGAUGAAAAUGUUAUUCGCAGAAAAUGGAAUCCCAGAAUCUCUUCAAUGCAACAACGGUACUCAGUUUACAUCCGGCGAGUUCCAACAACUGGCAAGCCAAUAUGGUUUUGAAAUUGUGACGUCAUCUCCCCAUUACCUACGUGGCCAUGGGUUCGUGGAACGCCAAGUCCAAACGAUUAAGAAGACGAUCCUAAAAUGCAGAGAAACAAAAGAAGACAUAGAUCUAGCCCUGUUGGCUCUGCGAACAACGCCCCUGAGUUCCAACAUACCAUCACCGGCUGAAUUACUGAAUGGCCGAGUAUUCAAAUCCACACUUCCUGCUAAGAUUCAGCCAUCAAAGAACCAAGAAGAAGUUAGAAAUUGGGUCAAAGUGAGACAAGACAAUCAAUGCUACUAUUACAACAGGCACACCAAAGAACUCCCUGAACUACACAGGGACCAAGCCAUCUAUGUGCAAGACCCCGUGAGAAAGACAUGGAAUCCUGCUAGAGUCAUAGAUCAGGGAGAGACACCUUGCUCGUAUCUUAUAGAAACUGGAACUGGUGCUCAACUACGAAAAAAUAGAAUCCAUCUUAUACCAAGUAAUGCUUCCAACAACUUAGCAAACAACUUAUCGAGUUGUAUUCCUCAAGGACGUAUGACUGCACAAUCUUCAAGCGCCAAUCCACGAGAAUCCACCACAGCAGGCAAUUCAGCAAACAACCCAUCGAGUGGCAAUUUGAUUAUACGGCCCUCAAACUCCAACCCACAAUGUCCCACCUUCACAGAAGCCGAGAAAGGACCAAGAAAGUCUCGCGUGGGACGUGAAAUCCGAGCACCGGAAAGACUUAAUCUCUGACGCUUGCUUUAGUAGUUUUUAUUAGCAUGAUACAUGAACACUAGGCAGAAAAUGCCUAUAUAUUCUAAUUUUGAUGUGAAG
Orbicella faveolata is the source of this 2366-nucleotide messenger RNA. RefSeq lists its product as uncharacterized. The record is from RefSeq and is a predicted model, not a curated record. Lineage: Eukaryota; Metazoa; Cnidaria; Anthozoa; Scleractinia; Merulinidae.